CCCCCCCCGGCCCGGCUCCGCCAUGGCCGGUUUGGAGCCGCUCUACGCCUGGGCCAGGCCCGCCAUCUCCCGUCCGCAGGACGCUCUGGUCUGCGGCAUCCACUGGGAGUUGAUUGGGCAUGGCUACCGCUGCGUGGGUACCGGCGACCAGCCGGGUCCUGAUGAAAGGAAGUCAGAGCUGCUACCUGCCGGCUGGGAAGCCAACAAGGAGGUGUAUACACUGCGUUACAAGUCCACGGAUGAUGCCCAGGAGCUGCUGCUGAAGGCCAUCAUGGUGGAGGACAGUAUGAUCCUCAAUGUCAUGGAUCGCAGCUCUCAGAAGGUGGCAGAUGUGACCUUGGCAGUGGCCAACUACAUCAACCCAGAGCACCUGGAUGAUUUCCACAAGGUGUUCAAGAACACUGAGGAGCUGAGGACAAGAAUCACUUCGGGCAUCAUUGCUCCCCUCGGGGCCCCUGCAGGCACGGCCAGAAAGGAGCCUGAGUUCAAAGAGGACAUGCACUGGGAUGAGAACCCGCUCCGGCUCCCUCCCCGGCAGCCGAUGGGCGCAAGGGCCCCAUCCAGGCCUUCCCCCUUGAGUCCCUUUGCUGUCGGUGGAGAAGACCUGGACCCUUUUGGAGGUCGGAGUGGGGGAAUGAUUGUGGAUCCUCUCCACUCUGGCAUCCCGCAGCCCCGCAUUGACCCAUCAUCAGGCAUCCCAGGCCGCCUUCCGCCAGGAGCUGUUCCACCAGGGGCCAGAUUUGACCCCUUUGGCCCCUUAGGAAUUGGGCGACCCGGGCCAGAUCCUGACCACCUUCCUCCUCCAGGCUACGAUGACAUGUUCAUGUGAGGAGUCUCCAUGUGGCUGCUCAUGAACAAGUCUGGGAAACAGGGGCACUUUGCCUCUUCAGUCCUCGUCUGAUGGACGUGAUCUUUCCAGCAGCAUUUUCCUUCUCUCCAUUUUGGGCCACAUUCCCAUGUGUCCCAUCAGCUAUAAAGGCUUCCCUGUUUGCAGAAUGGAA
Ficedula albicollis (Collared flycatcher) is the source of this 1001-nucleotide messenger RNA. RefSeq names its product proteasome inhibitor subunit 1 (gene PSMF1). The transcript has 7 exons. The record is from RefSeq and is a predicted model, not a curated record. Gene Ontology annotation, biological process: proteasome-mediated ubiquitin-dependent protein catabolic process. Gene Ontology annotation, molecular function: proteasome binding; endopeptidase inhibitor activity. Lineage: Eukaryota; Metazoa; Chordata; Aves; Passeriformes; Muscicapidae. The coding region runs from base 23 to 829 and encodes 268 amino acids.